AUGCCGCGCCGGUUCCACUGGAUCUCUGAGCGCCUGGCAAUCCUCACUGUGGGGAAGGACCGACAGCUAAAGCUGAAUCCGGAGCCAACACAGGAGGUGCCAGAGCUGCCCAUCUAUGAGACAGUGCGCAAGAUCCCCACGGGCCGCAUGGACCUCAAAGAGAGGCAACGAUUGCGCGAGCAGAUGGACAUGUUAGAUAUCAAGCGGAAUGAGAACAUCCACAAGCGGAAGCAAGAAUCCCGACAGCGCUUCCUGCAGCAUGUCUUCUGGCUGAAGGAGGAGGCCGAAAGGAUGAAGCGGGAGCACCACGAGAAGCUAGAAGCCGAACGCACCCGCCGCGUCGCCAUGAAAGAGGAGCUGGAGCGAAGGAACAAGGAGGCCUCCCGGCUGGAGAAGGAGCGCCAGAGGCAGCGCCGCAUCGCCGUGGAGGCGAUGGAGGAGCGCGUGGAAGAGAGGGACGCGGAAGACUACAGGCAGCUGCGUGCUAGAUGGAAGAUGCGAGAUGCGGAGCGAGCCAAGGCGAUCCAAGAGGCAUUGGAGCGCAAGGACAAGGAUCUCGCAGAGAUUCGCGCCAAGCGCUUGCAGGAGAGGAAGCACGACGAGGAGAUCAUGCGCAAGCGCGAGGGCGCCUGGAGCUUGCGGGAGGACCGGAUCAAGCGCAAGAGCCAAGCCUGGCUCAAGGGAGUGCUGGAAGUCAAGGCGGAGCGCCUGCGGAUGGCGAAGAUGAUGCAGGAGCGAAACCAGGAAUACCUGAACUUUCUGCACAGUCGGCGCCAGCCCAUCUUUGAGGCCCAGCUCAAGCACAUGGAGGAGCGGAAGCAGGCCGCGGAGGCCAUCGCCCAGUCCACGGCAGCGUACCACGAGAAAAGGGCAGUGCCGAAGAAGGUGAAGAAGAAGGGCAAGAAUGCCCCAAAGGACGAGUUCAGCAAGGACAAGCGCGCCAGCAGAAAGGAGGGGGCGCAGGAGGGCGGUAAGUCCGACACUGACAAGCUCCUGGACGCCGUGGAAGCUAAAAUGCGGGCGGAGAUGGAAGAGCAGCAGCGCCGCGCGAAGUUCGAGCGGCUCCGGGACAAGCGGAUCAAGGAACUUGCAGAGGCGAGAUGA
Messenger RNA from Effrenium voratum, 1104 nucleotides. The record is from the annotation of a GenBank genome assembly. NCBI's taxonomy places the organism in Eukaryota, Dinophyceae, Suessiales, Symbiodiniaceae.